AGUUUGAUCUGAACCUUCGCACGAGACACUACCGGUAAAAGCAAUCUUCUUUGUACGUACCAUUCUACCGCAGUCUCGUACAUUUUCAGGUUUUUUUAAGUUCUUUAGUAAUUUGCACGUAAGAUCUGCGCGAUAAAUUUAAAUAAAUAAAAAACGGAGGAAAGAAACUUGAGAAUUAUUUAAGAAAUAAAAAGAAGAUUUCUUCUCAAGAAUAUUAUAAUGGAAGAAUCGAGUGAUCUGACUGAGGAGGUUGAAACAGAAAGUACGACGAGUAGAAAUGAGAACGGAUUAUGCCCGGACAAUGUUGUGGCCGACGAUGAAGGCAAGGGAGCGAGCGAAAGGACAAUUGAAUGUCCGUACGAGCCUCCGAGUCCAUCGAAAACGAAAGACGGUGUCACGGGCACGAAAGUGAAACGCAAAGUGCGAUCAACGCGAAAGAAACUAAACGCGAUGAUCAGCAACACGUCGUUGUACUUCUCGGACACCGACUCCGAGGGCGAGUUAACGACGAUCAGCGCUCCGGUCAGAUCACUGAGCACCACGACGGAGGAACCGCAGGGGCCUACUAUUUCCAUAACGACAGACGAUACAGAACCUAUCGAGGGGAUGAACAUCCUGUCGCCCGACGACAGAAGCCCCUCUCUCCGCAGUUUCGUGGAUAAUCUCACGGACAUAGACGAGAUUUACCCGAGCGAUGCGGAGAACGAGCAAAAAGAGACGCUGAAGGUUGGCGAGUCAUCUUGUCAGGGUGACACGGAUCUCGAAGACUUCGAGGGCGAGGACGAAGUGCAAUCGACGAUCUUCGUGCAACCCAGAUCCGACAUAUUCUGCGAUUACAGCGGCGAGACUGUGAUGACCAAAGAGGGCGACGGGCCUUUCUCUGUAGAGGUGAGGAACAAGAUAUACCGUGAAGAGGCACCGCGUAACGAGCGCGGCUCUACGCCAGACAUCGUCGUCGUGUGUAACACGGAUGAGGAAGACAUGGAUGUGUCGGGCGAAGAGGAAUUGGACGAAGCGUGCUGCACUCAGAAGGAAUUUUUGGAGGAUUUAGACGUCCUCACGGCCUCGCUAGUUGUCAUGAGAAACGUCAAUAAGUUGGAAAAUAUGCUGAAUGUCAAAGAUGGUAGCGACGAUGCCGUCAGCGAUUGCCAUACCGACGUCGAAGACGUCGACAAUUAAAAACACGGAUUUGGAGGAUAGAGAAGAACUGCACUGACGAAAUAUGAUGCAAGAAUUGACUGUUAUAAAUUAUCACUUAUUCAAUAUAUGUUAAUAUUUUAGACAGAGUUAAAUCUGCUUAUUAUUAUGAAAAGAAAACAUACAUAUUUUUGUAAUGUUAAAUAUUUUUAGAAUAAGUAUUUCCGGCGAUAAAUGUUAAUCUAACGAGAGAAAAUUUACACAAUAUUGUGUUCACAAGAUCAAUUUCAUUUUCUAUGAGAUUCAUUCCUUUUUGCACCAUUGCUUUGGGUAAUAAAAUUUUUGCAAUUUUUUAUGGCACACUGGAACAUUAGAUUCGAUAUAAUUGAAAAUUAACUGAAAUCGUGAGAAUUAGACGUGCGAACGGAGAUCGCAGGAAUUUACUAGACUUCGAUGUUAUCAUUUGGUAUUAACACAAUCUUCUGUACUUAUACUUGCAGACAAAACUGCCGUCCUCAACAUUAUCAUAGACAACCGUAUGGGCUAUUAAAUUUAAGUCAAGGAAUAAUAUCCACGGAUAAAUGAUUCUAAUAAAGAGAAAGAAAGUAUAAUUACAGUUGAGAAAAAACAAUUUAGAGUUUACGUGUAUAUUAAAUAUAUUAUGCUUAAAGUGCUGUGCGCAUGUUACGAGUUCAAAUAUAUUUUUGACAUUGUGUUUAUUUUUGAGAAAAAACAAAUGGAAGAACAGAGUUGUUAUAUGUGUACGGUUAACAGAGUUUACGAUAGUGUUGUGUCGAUUAACAAUUUCUUGGGCAAAUUAUACUUAUAUCAAAGUUAUAUAUUACAUAGAUAACAGAAAAUACCUCUAAAUAGUAACGUGAUAGUUUACACACUCACACUUACACGCCUACAACUGAAAAGAAAUUGUAAAUAAUACGAAGAGAGAGGGAAGAAUGUAUUACAUUAUCACAUGUAAUUACCUUAAUAAAAAGUAAUGUGAGCAUAA
This is a messenger RNA of Ceratina calcarata, 2143 nucleotides long. RefSeq lists its product as uncharacterized. The coding region runs from base 220 to 1179 and encodes 319 amino acids. Lineage: Eukaryota; Metazoa; Arthropoda; Insecta; Hymenoptera; Apidae. The record is from RefSeq and is a predicted model, not a curated record. The transcript has 2 exons.